Messenger RNA from Scleropages formosus (Asian bonytongue), 4929 nucleotides. Its product is annotated as chitin synthase-like. Gene Ontology annotation, cellular component: cell septum; cell periphery. The transcript is spliced from 19 exons. The record is from RefSeq and is a predicted model, not a curated record. Gene Ontology annotation, molecular function: chitin synthase activity. Gene Ontology annotation, biological process: chitin biosynthetic process. The coding region runs from base 94 to 3831 and encodes 1245 amino acids. NCBI's taxonomy places the organism in Eukaryota, Metazoa, Chordata, Actinopteri, Osteoglossiformes, Osteoglossidae.
GUUGCUGGAUGUUCUGGCCCUCGAGGAAUUUGUACAGAGACAUGAACACCCUAAACUGUAUUCGGUACAUCGACGCCUGGAGACACAAGCAACAUGAAUAACUUUGAGAAAAUGCGUGAACGAAGCGAGGCCUGGGACAGCUGUCGAGAAGUUCCCAUUUUUGAAGAUGAACAGCGACCAAGGAAGCUACGCACCUGCAUUCAGUUUCUUAUCUGCAGCUUUACUGGCCUCAUGGUCUUUGUACUGGGGUUUUUCAGCAAGUCAUCCCUUCUGCUGUUAAUAAUAGUCGCAAACGAAAACUCAACAGCCGUUUCCACCAAGCCGUAUGCGCUGCUUUUCCUCGGCUGUGUCCUCGUUACACCGAGUGUGUUGUCACUUAUUAAAAGCUUGUGGAAAAUUAUAUUUAAAGAUUCGAAGAUGCCCAGAAUGCCAACAGUUUUAUGGGUCGUCUUUACCGAGUUCUUUGUGGCCCUCGGAACGGCUGUACUCACCAUCGUCGCCAUGCCAAAGUUUGACAUUCUCACCAAUGUGAUGAUGCUGAACAGUGUGGCCAUCCUAUCUGCUGUACUUCAGGUGGCUGGAAACAUUGUCAUGAAAGAGCGCAUAAGGUUCAUUACAACCUCCAUUUUUGCUGUAAUCUUCAUCACUCUUGGCUAUUCGCUCUUUGUUGCUGGAUAUUGUGUGGAAGCAGCGAAGUACGGCAGCAUCCCAAUCACACCCGUUGGACUGGCUAUCGCAGGGACUUUGUGUGUGUCCUUAAACUGGUGGGAGAACUACAGCAUGCUGUUUAAAAGUCACUUUCUACAAAGUGUCUCAGAAGACAUUAAGAGGUCCAGGAAUAUCGUCUGCAUUGUCUCCAGUUUUGUCCGAAUCGGAGUCAUUGCAAGUGUACUUGGGGCCUACGUCAUACUCUCUGGCCAGCAGUGGUCGUCUGUCCUCUCGGUGUCGCAGCAGACGAAAACUGUCGUCCUGAGCCUCUUUGCCGUUCAGGUCAUUUCCACCAGCCUCUGCCACUGGUUUGCUCUGGUGGCCUGUAAGAUGCACGCUGUCCGCCGGAGCUUUGUCAUCCCCAUGUGGAUGGUCUCCCCUGCUGUGCUGGUUGGGUUUCUGAUAACCUUCAUCUCCCACUUCCAGAGCUUUGUCUCGAGCAGCUCAACUGCGGGCCGCUCAGUUACCGCAUACUGUGAAACCAUGGUAAAGACAAGCACGUCGCAGCUUGAUGCUUAUUCUCAGCUUAUCAUGGACGCAAGGCGUACUCUGUGCUCCAGAUCGUCUUUCAUGGAAGGAAACAUACUAGUCCAGGGUCUGCUGGGCAGCUCCCUGGCUUGCUGGUGGAUCGGACUUGUCCUCUGCACUAUCUACACCUGCUUUCUGAAGGUACACCGCAUUGAAAGGACACGGGACCUGUUUGUCCGUCGCCACUAUGAAGCCGCUUUCAUCGACCAGUCCAUGCUACUCAACAUGCGAUUUGAAAUCCACUUUUGCAACAGAACUCAUAGUGACUAUGAAACAAUGACAGUCUUCUUAUGUGCAACAAUGUGGCACGAGACUUAUGCUGAAAUGAUGAAAAUAAUCCUUUCCUUAUUCCGGCUUGACAGCUUCAGACCAAGGAGAAACCCUUAUAAUGAUGUCAGUUUUGAGUUCCACAUUUAUUUUGAUGAUGCUUUUCAAGAUGUGGAAAAAAGGAAGGGGCGUCAUGUAAACGAAUAUGCAGAAACCCUGUUGGUGGUCAUCAAGGAAGUCUACAUGAUCUUCAGUAAAGAGAAUUCAGGUGUCUUUAAAAAAAUGACACGAGUUCCAAGCCAGGAAAUCAUCCAAACGCCCUAUGGUGGUCGCCUUCGUUACACCCUGCCACACGGCAACAUUUUGAACGUUCACUUAAAGGACAAAAACCUCAUCCGGAACAAAAAGCGAUGGUCUCAGAUCAUGUAUCUGUAUUACCUACUGGGCUGGAAGCUGAAGCACAAAUAUUUUUUGAGGUAUAAACAUGGACAGAAGAAGGCCACACUAGAGAAGAAUUUAAUGAAAGAAAAGCGGAACAUGUGCAUUUUGGCAUUAGAUGGAGAUGUAGACUUCCAGCCAUCUGCGGUCAUGCUUUUGAUUGACCGUCUUCGGCUAUACCCUGAAGUCGGUGCAGUCUGCGGUCGGAUUCACCCAACAGGCACUGGACCCAUGGUGUGGUACCAGAAGUUUGAAUAUGCGGUGGGCCACUGGCUGCAGAAGUCAGCAGAGCAUGUUUUUGGCUCUGUCCUCUGCAGCCCUGGUUGCUUCAGCCUCUUCCGAGCUGAAGCCCUAAUGGGCGACAACGUCAUGAAGAAGUACGCCACUAAGGCCACAGAAGCUGCCCACUACAUCCAAUAUGAUCAAGGUGAGGACCGGUGGCUCUGCACACUGCUGCUCCAACAGGGCUGGAGGGUGGAGUACAACGCUGCAUCAAACUCCUACACCAAUGCUCCUCAGGACUUCAAGGAGUUCUACAACCAGAGGCGGCGCUGGGGUCCCUCCACCAUGGCCAACACCCUGGACCUUCUGGGCACAGGCUCAUUGACUUCACAGAGAAAUAAGUCCAUAUCCAAACCAUACAUGAUCUACCAGACCAUCAGCAUGGCUGGGUCUAUUCUCGGGCCGGCCACAAUCUGCUUGAUGAUAGCAGGUUCCUUCUCCUUUGUCUUUGAUGUUACCCCCAGCACUAGCCUUGCUCUUGCCAGUUUGCCUCCAGCCAUCUAUUUGGUGCUGUGCUACAAUCUGAAGAUCGACACCCAGAUUACGGUUGCCGCAGUCAUGAGCAUCUUAUAUGCAUUCCUCAUGACAGCAACUAUUUUAUCUGUCAUCGGAGAAAUGGUCGUCAACGACACGUUCACACCCAGUGGCCUCUUCUUUAUCAGCAUUGUGCUAAUUUAUGUAACGACAGCACUGUUACACCCUCAAGAGUUCCAUCUGAUCAUCUAUGGAAUUGUCUAUGUGCUCAGCAUCCCAAGCGGCUACCUCUUGCUGACCAUCUAUUCCAUAGUCAACAUGAACAAUGUUUCAUGGGGCACACGAGAGACUGCCAAAUCAAUAUUCAGUGACACCAGCACCAAUGACAGGAAGUAUGAGUGGAACUGCAGGUGUUGUAGCUGGAAUGUUCGUAUCCAAAUGGACAAUGAUGACACAGUGACCAUGAAUCCACAAGGGCACCACAUCAUCCCUAGUGAGACUCAACCAUCAGAGAAACGGCUACCUAUCCAGGAUGGGUGGGAAGAAGAAUCCUCUGAGCCUUGUUGGAUUUCUCAGCUGAAAGAAAAGUCUUGUGAGCUUCCCCUGAUAGAAAUGACACUUGAUGAUGAUGAAGCAGAGUUUUGGAGGGACCUCCAAGAACGAUAUCUAAAACCUAUGAGUGAGGACAACAAAGAAAAGGAGAAAAUUGCUGCAGACCUCAAAGACCUCAGAAAUAAUGCUGAGCUCCAUCGUAAAUUCCAGUGCUUGAUGCCGGACUCCGUCUCUGCUGUUCCCUUCCAGGUGACCAUUGUCUUCUUCAUGUUCAAUGCUCUGUGGCUCGGGGCCACCUUCUUUCUCCAAGCCAUUGGUCAGUCGGUCAGCAUCCCUAUCCCCAAGCUGAAAACUGAGGGGCAUGUUGAACCUGGCCAGUACAUAUAUAUUGACCCUAUUCAGUUGAUGUUUCUGCUUGGCUUUUCCUUCCUACUUCUAAUACAGUUUGUUGCCAUGCUCUGGCACAGACUGCAAACAUUCAUUCACUAUGUUUCCUACCAUGAAACGGAGGCAAAAGCUGCAACAAAAGCAUGUAGCGAAUCUAUGGAGGAACUCAUGAAAGAGAAUAGGAACUUUCUGUAGGUUUACUGUGUUCGUGGAGUGAAACUAAUAAAAUCCUGGAGCGAAAAGAACAACGGCCUGUCCAGUACCCUGGUCCCAAGUGAACAAUUUGGCAUCGCCACACAAGACCUUGUUUUAUGAGACAAAAGUGGAAAAUUUUUGUACAGUUAAAAUCUCGUCUAGUUCUUGUUUUCCUUGCCUCCGUUAGGAGGCAUUUAUUUGCAUGGAUUUAUUCCAUUGUAAUUUUCAUUGUCUAUAUUUUUUAUCACCUGCCCAGAAGAGCCAGUCUUUGCAUUUACUUUUUAUCGCGCCAUCUUGAUUUUUUUCAAUUUCUGUGAAACCAAUACAUAAUUUAUUGUAAAUAACUCAGACUGUACUGAUAUGUCAUUAUAAUGUCAUUGUGCACACUUCACCAGCUGACAUUGUUUACUAUAUUUUUCUGCAGUGAAUCACUCAACUUAAAAAAUACAUAUUUGAAAUGUUUGAAAAUGUAAUAAUUCUGGAAUAAAAAAUAUACCCCAAGCAGGACUCACACCCCAGACUCACCCAAGAACAGGACCCAACCAAACCUAGUGCACCACCUCAACCUUCUACUGAAAUACCCUUCCUGUAAAUGCAUUCAUUUGUUUUGCAUUGAUAAUUCCACUCUUGGGUGAAGUCAAACCCUUGCCACACCUUACAGGUGACAUGUCACACGAUUUUUUGAGUAGGUGUAUGACAGCAACUCUUGUACUGAUCUUUGUAACACAGUGACACAUUAUAGCACUACUAACCCAUUAUGUAAAAUGUCAUGACCUGUUAUUUUUUUUAGUGGAUGCCUUCCUUUGUCUAUGGCGACUGGCUCCAGUAAACAGUCUUUCUCUGUACAUGAUCACAACUAGGGAUUAUUUAUCUGCUGUAAGUGUCAUGUGAGAGACCAGGUGGGGUUUCAGGUACAAAAGUUAUAUAUGUACCGCUUGUUCACAGUUAUCAAUGACCACGAGCAGGAGUGGAGCAAAGUGAGUUCAUACUGUUGCUAUAAUAUACUCACUUGAGCUGUGAUCAGCCUGAGCCUUGACAACAUUUCCUUUACAAGAAACACCACCUUAAUCACUGAAGGUGAAACCCCAUAGAAGAGAC